AUGAUGGACGCUCAGCCAAACAACUACCCGUACACAAUUGUGCGCAUCAAGCGCAAACGCACGGAUGAACCACUCGACGCGCUUGUUCUUAUUGUGACAUCAGUCGUCGAGUCUCGGGUUCGCAGAAAGAAGUCGAAAGGUGGUCGCGAUGUUUUUCAGUUUAUUCAAACCGUCGAAGAGACCGUCUGGGAGGAUAAGCAACUGCAGGAGACGCUACAGAACCAAAUCUCGAAAUUGUCGCAAAACCACACUGAAAAUAACACCAAGCCCUCGGUACCUGCGAAUGUCUCGAAUCUGUCUGGGGCCCAACGCCAUCGGCAACUGGCUGAUGAAGGAAGACGCUACACAAUCGUUCCUACACGCGAAUCUGCUGAAAACACCAAGUUUGCUACGAGUCCUCCAAAGGUCAUAUCUGCGAAAGAUGUCCAAUCUCCAAGUGACUUCAGGAUGUAUGAUGCCGUUCCAGCUGAUAAGAAGCUUACGUCUCCCGUCUUUGACUCCGACAUGGAGAAAUUCCUACCCAUGCUACAGAAUUACUUGCGCAUGAAUGACGAGCCCUCACAAGUUCUCUCCGCUGCUCCCCCAGCGGAGGACUAUGUUUGGGACGUGUUCUAUAAGCGCCCUUGCACACUCAGCGAAUGGAAUUCAGUUGCCAAUAUCGGAACACUUGAAGGCCUUCCUCCCUCACUGGAUGAUCCUUACUCUAGUGACUCGGAGUCCGAAGAGGAAGAUGAUGCUGACGAAGACUCAAAUGCCGAGGAAUAUUACAAGAAUGACUAUCCAGAUGAGGAUGAUUCGGAUGACAGUGAGGGGAGUGAUAUAUUUCAUGAAAGCUCUGAAUCGGAAGAUGAUCUUCGGUACGACAAUCCGGACGAAGACAAUUAUUGGAGGUAA
Suillus subaureus is the source of this 894-nucleotide messenger RNA. RefSeq lists its product as uncharacterized. Bases 1 to 894 code for a protein of 297 amino acids. Gene Ontology annotation, biological process: developmental process. NCBI's taxonomy places the organism in Eukaryota, Fungi, Basidiomycota, Agaricomycetes, Boletales, Suillaceae. The transcript has 8 exons. The record is from RefSeq and is a predicted model, not a curated record.